UUAAAAAAGAAUAUCGAGUUUGAUUCGCUCGUUUGAAACGUUAGUAAGGCAUUGCUUUAAUAAUAUAUUUACCGUUACCAUCAGUCAGUAGUUUGACUCUGAGCAUUGUAGUUGUAACGCUGUCAAAACCAGACUAGGAUGUAGUAGCUGCUAGCGGAGAAGCGCUUUUGGGCUGCUUUCUGCUGCUGUUCAGUUCACAGUAUUAUAGUAAUAAUAAUAAUCAAUAAUAUGGCUUUAAAUAGCACUUUUUCUCACGCUCGCACUCAAAGCGCUUUACAGUGAAACUCAUCCACCACCACCAAUGUGUGUCACCCACCUGGGUGAUGCACGGCAGACAUUCUGGGCUGGAACGCUCUCUUUUCUCCCUCUUCGCCUCAGCUGAUGUGAACAGUUUGUAAGCAAAUGAAACUCUGGUGCAGACGGACGCGCAGCAAGUGGCCAGCGACAAGUUUGUCUUCAACCUGCCCGACUAUGAGAAUGUUAACCACGUGGUGGUGUUCAUGCUCGGCACCGUGCCGUUCCCCGCCGGAAUGGGGGGCGCCGUGUACUUCUCCUUCCCAGACGCCUCUGCGGGACAGGUGUGGCAGCUGCUCGGGUUCAUUACCAACGAGAAGCCCAGCGCGAUCUUCAAGAUCUCGGGACUGAAAGCCGGUGUUGGCGGGGAGCACCCGUUUGGGAUGAUGGUGCCCCAGGCGGCCUUGAUGGCACAAGUGGGCGUGUCCAUCGAGGCUCUGGACCAGCUGGCACAGCAGAUGCCCGUGUGCAAUGCCAACGUGUCCACCGUCGAUUCCUUCACACAGUUCACUCAGAAGAUGCUGGACAGCCUGUAUAAUUACUCCUCAUCCUACGCUGUGACGCAGGCACAGAUGAGCCCCAACCCCACAGAGACCUUCAUCCCAGCCAGCUCCAUCCUACGCUGGUAUGAGAAUUUCCAGAGGAGGAUGGCACAGAACCCUGGGUUCUGGAAGACGUGAACCUGCAGCUUUUAGAACCGGAGACUGAAGUACGGCCUCCUCCUGCCAAAGGGUGCCACUGCUGUGGAACCAACCGCCUGUCGACCUGCCGGAAGAGCCCAGUGCUCUACCCUCUGCCCCAAAAACUUUCACACUGAAGAGCCCAGUGCUCUACCCUCUGCCCCAAAAACUUUCACACUGCAGAGCCCAGUGCUCUACCCUCUGCCCCAAAAACUUUCACACUGCAGAGCCCAGUGCUCUACCCUCUGCCCCACAAACUUUCACACUGAAGAGCCAAGUCCUCUACCCUCUGCCCCACAAACUUUCACACUGAAGAGUCAAGUUCUCUACCCUCUGCACCAUAAAUUUUCACACUGAAGAGUCAAGUUCUCUACCCUCUGCACCAAAAACUUUCACACUAAAAAGACAAGUUCUCUACCCUCUGCCCCACAAACUUUCACACUGAAGAGUCAAGUUCUCUACCCUCUGCACCAUAAAUUUUCACACUGCAGAGCCCAGUGCUCUACCCUCUGCCCCAAAAACUUUCACACUGAAGAGCCAAGUCCUCUACCCUCUGCCCCACAAACUUUCACACUGAAGAGUCAAGUUCUCUACCCUCUGCACCAUAAAUUUUCACACUGAAGAGUCAAGUUCUCUACCCUCUGCCCCACAAACUUUCACACUGAAGAGUCAAGUUCUCUACCCUCUGCACCAUAAAUUUUCACACUGCAGAGCCCAGUGCUCUACCCUCUGCCCCAAAAACUUUCACACUGAAGAGCCAAGUCCUCUACCCUCUGCCCCACAAACUUUCACACUGAAGAGUCAAGUUCUCUACCCUCUGCCCCACAAACUUUCACACUGAAGAGUCAAGUUCUCUACCCUCUGCACCAUAAAUUUUCACACUGCAGAGCCCAGUGCUCUACCCUCUGCCCCACAAACUUUCACACUGAAGAGCCCAGUGCACCACCCUCUGCACCACAGACCUUCACACCAAAACUGCCAAGGAAAUUCAGCUUGCACGCAGCUCAAAUAAACUGGAGUAAAAUGCUG
Messenger RNA from Anguilla anguilla (European eel), 2003 nucleotides. RefSeq names its product heat shock protein nuclear import factor hikeshi (gene hikeshi). NCBI's taxonomy places the organism in Eukaryota, Metazoa, Chordata, Actinopteri, Anguilliformes, Anguillidae. Gene Ontology annotation, molecular function: nuclear import signal receptor activity; Hsp70 protein binding. The coding region runs from base 501 to 974 and encodes 157 amino acids. The record is from RefSeq and is a predicted model, not a curated record. The transcript is spliced from 5 exons. Gene Ontology annotation, biological process: protein import into nucleus. Gene Ontology annotation, cellular component: cytosol; nucleus.